AUGCCUUCUUCAUCUACUUCAAAGCUCCCCUCGGGAAUUGCACCGUCUCUCAUCGGGAAAUUCAGCGGAUUCACAAUUUCCCUUUCUGGGAACUUCCCUUCCGGAGUCACGCAUGAUGAAGUGAGGCGCCUGAUCAUUGCCCUUGGAGGUAAAUUCGAGACAACAGAUAUCACCAAAUGCACACAUGUGAUUGCUUCUUCCAAGAAACUGAAAACUGUCAAAGUUCGAUCCGCUCGCGCUAGUGACGACUGCCAGCUUGUCACAUAUGAUUGGCUGUUAGGGAUCAUCUCCGAGGAGUCGUCUGACAUCAAGCAGCUAUUGGGCAAGCUUACCACUCUCAAUAUUUCCGAAAAGCCACCAAACAACAAGCGCAAACUAGAAGCGGACCCUGGGGAUGACAUUAGCAAGAAACUAACAAAGACGGCGGAGGACACAGAAGUCAGUAUUCCGGUAGAAGUACUCGAAGACGGCACAAGAAUCCCCUUGAACUCAACCAAGCUCAACGAAGCAGUCAACAGUCUGCUGAGUCUUAUGUCAAGCAACGAGUUUGAGCAAUACACUCAAAAUUGGAUCAAGGGUCUGCCAACCGGCCCGAAAACACGCCCGCCAUUCAGUCCUAAUCCGGACGCAAGGAAGCAGGAAUACAUACAUGCUUUACAGAAAUUCGAAGCCUCUUUGAAUCAUGACACCACCGAUGUGCUGUAUCGAGGUCUGCUGUCUCUCCAGUUGACGGAGCUCACUGCUUUGAACAAGCAGGGUGAAGAAUUCAAGAUCAUCGCAGAGUACCACAGCAAGUCAGCGCCAACAUAUCCCAAUCAGAUUGUCGACAUUUUCCGCAUCGAGCGCUACGGCGAGAAGGAUAAAUUCGAGGCGUGGCGCAGAAAGCAGGCCGAGACGAUUGGUGAUAGACGACUUGUCUGGCAUGGCUCAGCAAAAUCAAGUUUUGUUGGGAUCCUGAGUCAGGGCCUUCAUGUCAAUAACGGGGGAGUUUGGUUUGCAGAGAUGGCGGAUGUUUCGAUCGCGUACUGUGAUCGCAGAGUUGUGAAUCUUACGCCUGCAUUCAGUCAAGACCGUUUGAUGCUACUAUCUCGAGAUGCUAAUUGGUACUCAAGCGACGACUCCGAACCCCUAUUGGCGUAUCCAAUCAUGCAAAAUGGCGUGAUGCUGGCUGUAUUCACCCUGAUCUCAAGGGAGCCAAAUUACCAGACCUCCGCGGAUCCGAAUAUUCAGCGAUGA
Molecule: messenger RNA, 1236 nt
Organism: Penicillium brevicompactum
Lineage: Eukaryota; Fungi; Ascomycota; Eurotiomycetes; Eurotiales; Aspergillaceae
Exons: 6
Coding region: 1-1236 (411 amino acids)
Molecular function (GO): NAD+ poly-ADP-ribosyltransferase activity
Source: RefSeq, a predicted model, not a curated record